Messenger RNA from Schistosoma margrebowiei, 3759 nucleotides. NCBI's taxonomy places the organism in Eukaryota, Metazoa, Platyhelminthes, Trematoda, Strigeidida, Schistosomatidae. The record is from the annotation of a GenBank genome assembly.
GUAUUGUAUUACGACGCGCUCUGACUAACACUUGCGCUACCUUCGUGAUGAAUAUUUCUCUCCGUGUGUUUUGGGUAGUUGUACUUCUGUGUGGACCUCUUGCUAGUCGAAAACACGUCCUUAAUCUAAAGAACGAUGGUCGUAAGUCAGUCUUAUGCAGUCAUUUCGGGUUUGCAAAGGAUUCAUUUCUCUCUGUUUUUAUCCAGAAACUGGAAGGUGAUUUACAAUAUAUAACUUUUACUCUGGAUAAGGCUGGGGAUUCUGGAGUAACGUCACUUAUUGAAUCCAAGUCAAAUUCUUGUUUUUGGGAUAAGUCAUUUAAAUUUAUUUAUCUCUCAUUUGACAAAUCAUCCAAAUCACUGGUGAUACACAAUUAUGAUCCAAAUUAUAAAGGUGUAAUUUUUGAAGCCUCUUCUUUAGAAAUGGAAGAGGAUGGUCAACCUGAUAUCAAACCCAUAGGUUUGAUUGACAAUAUUCAAUACGCUCUUAGCUGUUUGCGGUUGGUUACUGACCGAAGCCUCUCGUUGGCUAAAGCAAUAAAUGCCAUAAUAUUAUCUGAACCGAAACUUAUAGAAAAAGUCAAAUUUAUGAAUGUACUGGAACUUCAUCGACAACAGUAUCUUGUCUAUCAACUUCUACGUGAAGUUGCUGAAUACUCACAAAAUACUAAGGAUGAAGAGCAACAAUUCUCAGCUCGUAAAGCUAAAAAUCACAUUGAGCCAAGUGAUGAUUCACAGUUGCAAAAAGUUUUCGAAAUCAUCUUAUCUCAAAUUACUCCUUUUGGUUCAUUACAGCGGAUUCCGUACGAAAUGAAAGACAAUGUAAUAAGUGCUAAUUUUACAGUUCGUUUCUUGAAUACAUCUGAAGAAGGCUUAUAUCAUCUGUACUUUCAUAAUUGUGCUGAAUUAAAUGUAGAAUCUGGUAAACGUCAUUCAGUUAACUUAACAUUAAAAAUGGUUGAGAAGAAUGUAAACAGUUAUUUAUCUGCUGGUCAACAACCAUUGCCUAUGCUUUAUGCAAUUUCUUGUUUGGCUUAUUUGUCCCUUAGUAUUUUCUGGUUUGUUUACCUUCGCAAAUCAAAAAAUUCGGUUUAUCGAAUUCAUUAUCUCAUGUUAGCAGUUACUAUUGUCAAAUCAAUUUCACUUGGCUUUCAUAGUGUAAAUUAUUAUGUGAUUGGGAAACAUGGUGCUCAUGAAGAAAGUUGGGCUGUCAUGUAUUAUAUUACUCAUAUUAUUCGAGGUGCACUUCUGUUUAUCACUAUAUUACUGAUUGGUGCUGGUUGGGCCUUUAUCAAACAUAUGUUAACACCGCGUGAACGUAAUGUGUUCCUGAUUGUAGUACCUCUUCAAGUUUUAGCCAAUAUUGCUACUAUAAUUAUUGAAGAGUCUGAAGCUGGUGCAGCUCGUUAUGCUACAUGGAAAGAAAUUUUCAUUUUUGUCGAUUUAGCAUGUUGUGGAGCAAUUUUAUUCCCUGUUGUCUGGUCUAUUAAACUUUUGAAAGCAGCUUCUCAAACAGAUGGUAAAGCAGCUAUAAAUCUGCGUAAUCUACGGUUAUUCCGUCAUUUCUACAUUCUGGUAAAUUCGAAUGUCUUUUCACUUCCAUGAGAUGUUUAACUUACAAAUUUCAUAUACUUAUUAAGAUUCUAAAUAUUUUUUUAUUAUUGUAUAAUGAAACUAUAUUUAUAAAUGUUAGUUUGAUUUAAAUUAUUAUGAUUGUUGAGAAUUCAUACGUAGCAUUAAAUUUAAUCGAAUCCUCAACUAAUCAUCCAUUUCUAUAACAUGGAAUUUGAAAAUACAUUCGUCACUUAAAAUUUUGGUCAUUUCUAAAAUUAUUAGUUAUUUUUAUAUCAUAUUCAUCUUUUAUGAUAGUGUACAGUAGGAUAGUAUACCUAGACUAAUUAUCGUAGAAUACUGUAUGUACUUGAGCUAUGAUGGAUACCGAGUGGUUGGCUUAAAAUUAAAAAUACUCGAUUCCUAGUCAUUGAGUUGGAUUCUCGAAGUUCACCCUAUCUACUUGAUUUUAUGCCAUGGUUAAUCAAUAAUUAACUUUCACACGUAGAAGCUCAAACAAAAACUGUAUUUGAUCAUUUAAGCUAUGAAACUUUCUGUGCAUUGCGUAAUAGAAUCGACAGUGUUGGACAUUGAUCUAAUUAUUACACGUCUUAAUCUGUUAUUGUUCCACACAUGGUUCUAUGCACACAUGUGAAUUAAACAUUAUGGUUUUACAAAUUUUUGAAAAGCUUUAGCUUUGUCUACUCUUAGUACAUAUGUUCUUUAUUCUCGGCUUAGAGAUUAGCUUGUUAUAAAGAUGUAGUAGUGAUCACUGUUACAAUUCUGCGAUCUAAAUACCACUGUCUUAUAUGAGUUUUAUGUUAGUAUCUAUGUUUAUAUGAUUCGUAUGCUUUGUUUUUAUUUGCUUAUGGUUCGCCCUCAACUACCAAUGGUAAGAUUCAUUAGUGUAUAUUUCUUUGUCUUGGAAUUUUUAGUGGAUAUUUUGCAAAAUUGGUUCAUUUAAUUUGGUCAACAUCAAGUAGUAGAAACAUGGUAUUGAUUACGAUCUGGUGAUAUAUUAACAUAAAUAGUCAUCCACAUUAAACUAAGAGUCUCAAUUUAACGAGUAUUUAUUUGUCGAAGUACAACACCCUUUAACAUAAAGGAAAGUAGUUUACACUCUAUUAACAGUUUAUUAACCCAUGUGUAAGACGAUUUAUUACCUGGGGAAUGAAUUCUAAGUAAUAAAAUUGUGUGGAAUUACACUUUACAGUUCUGAAAAGGUUGAUAAUACAAACACUGAACUCUUGAGUAGUAUUGUUUUUUAAUUCAACUGUUAUGCAUACGAUUGAGUAGUAUCUUUAAUAUCCUACUGUUUCUCAUUUCACAGGUCAUUUGUUACGUGUAUUUUACACGUGUCAUUGUCUACCUGAUGACAAUCACUGUAGUCUAUUCGUAUUCAUGGCUUGUCGAAUUAUUCAAGGAAACGGUGACUUUCAUUUUCUUUAUUUCAGUUGGUUAUGAGUUUCGUCCAGUUAAUGAUAAUCCUUAUUUGCUCGUUUCUGAUGAAGAUGACGAUGAAGAUACUGUGAUGGAACGUAUGCAAAUGGAAGAUAUAUGGUCUCAGUCUGGUUUAACAGAUGGAGUGACACGAGUACAAAGAUCCCAGUCCAAGCGUAAAUCAAAUAUUCCAAUGAAAACUUAUCCAAAAAGUCAAGAUAAAGAAUCUUUACUACAAGGAGUAGAAAAUGCAUAGUUCUAUUCUAAAUAUAUGCUUCUCAAUCCUUUCCCAUCUACUAUUAUCAAUCUACACUGAAAAACAGAUAAAAAAUAAAACGAUUUUAUGUGUAUACACGUUUGUGUUGUGCUAUUACUACUACUUCUUUUGCUACCAACUAUGUGAUUUUCUUUGGUUAUCUUAUUUCUGUUUUGCAGUUUUAUAAACAUGUAUAGUAAAUAUCCAAGUGUAGAUGCGUAUGUAUGAGAAAUUCAUCCCUAUUUCCUCUCCCGCCCCAAAAAAACAUUUCUGGCACUUUUCUGAUCUUAUAUCCACUCAUGUUGUUUUCCUAACAGACAUUUUGUACACACUGAUUCUUCUUUUAUGGUUAUUGUUUUUUUUCUUCAUACAAUUAUGUUCGUGUGUACGAGGCCUUCUCUCUCUCUCUUCUGUUCUCUCAUAUAAAUAACGUUUAUCACUUCCAAACAAAUCUUUGAGAAAAAUAAACUCAUCUAUCUUGUCAUUUUUUAAAUAAAGUAUACUCAAUGCAUG